AUGGGGACACUGCUGUUGAGGGGCUUAUUUAUUGCUGAUGAGCCUAUUGAGAAAGAAAAAUCUAACGAGGACUUGAAUAAGUUGGCUAAAAGAUUAUCAAAUGAAAUUUUAUCAGAUGUCUUCCAUUUAAAGAGCAUUUCAGAACAAAAUACAUAUGCAUCAGACUUGAAAAGUACAAUAAAAAAAAAUGCCAUAAGCAAGGCAAGUUCAUUGAAUCUUGACAAUAAUAACAAACUUCAUGGUCAACUUAAGGUAUAUAUUGGCGAAAUUGUCCGCAAUGCAGUGGACAAAGCAUUUUCGACCAUUCAAAACACACCUACAACUUCAGUCCACAUCGAUGGGACCUACUUAGGAAAAAGACAGUUAAAUGAUGUCGAAAUACAUUCAAGUGAUUCUAGUUUCUUGGCUUCACAACAACAAAGUGACAGGCCUCAAAGUAAGAGGUCGAGUGUUGAGGUAGGUCACGAUGAUUCAUCUGAUGAAGAAGAUGAUUCCAACUUCUUGUCACCGCAAAAGGUUUGCAAUGAAAAAGAAUUUUGGCGGAAAAGCUUGAUUGAUGACCUUGAAGACGAUUUGAAUUUUGAUGAGACAGAAACAACUCAUAGUUCAGCGCCAUCAAGUCCUGGUGCAUCCCAAAAUUUGGAAAGUGGUAUGUUUGAUGAUAAUCCUGAAAGCGAGGAGGAAGCUUUAGGAACAUUGCCCAAUGUCAAAGUACAAACAUCAACCAACAAGAAUACAGAUCACCGCAGAUCUAGGUUGAGGUCAGUUGAUAGCACUCCUGUCCUUGUCCUGGAUAAUGGCUCAGGAUUUCUCAAAGCUGGUUAUUCAAACGAAGCAGUACCAAGCCAAAUAGUAUCGUCUGUUGUUGGUACUCCUCUACGAUAUUCUCAGGAUAUAUCAGGCAUAGAGUACAGUGCCAAACCAGGAUCUGUAUUUGGUGACCAGGCCACAGGAAAGGCAGGAGUACUUCGUAUUGAUUACCCACUGAAAUGUGAUCUCGUGGAAAAAUGGAGUGAUGUUGAAGGGCUUUGGGAUCAUGUGUUUAAUGGUCUAAUGGUGAUUCCUGAGCAUCCUGAUUUUUCUGUUCUCGUAUCACAGAGUGCUCUCAGUCCGAAGAAAAAUACUGAAAAGAUUGCUGAAAUAAUGUUUGAACACUUCCACAUGCCUUCAUUGCUCAUCGUCGAUCAACUGACGCUUUCUCUCUUCUCAACUGGAUAUACUUCUGGACUUUCUUUUAACUCCGGUUUCAAAAGUACUCAGGCUGGCGUGGUUUACGAAGGUCACGUGUUACCUCACACGGUGAAGCAAUUGGACAUCGCUGGAUAUCAGCUGACGGAGAACUUAAAGAAGCUGCUCAUGUCCCUUCAAGGAUUUGGUUUUCGGAGCUCGUCGCAAUGGCAGAUUGUCGAUAAUAUAAAAAAGACGAUGGGAUAUUUUUCUUUAGAUUUUGAGGGUGAUUCCAAGAGGUUUAAGAGUCAAGCUGAAUUGCAGAAACCAUAUGAAUUACCCGACGGUCAGGUCAUUGAGGUUGGAUUGGAGAGAUUUGGUUGCGCCGAGUCCCUGUUUCGACCCAUGGAGAUUGGUCUCACUCAGUCGCCUGCUCAUAAACUGAUCAUUGAUUCCAUUAACAGCUGCGAGUCUGAACUUCAAGAACAAUGUUACAAAACAAUGAGCGUGUCUGGCGGUACAACCUUAAUGAAAGGUUUCACGGAUAGACUAGAGCAGGAGCUACGAGCUGACGACAGGAGAUUCAAAAAUUUCGUCGCACCUGAAAAUCGACAUAUCUCCACGUGGCUGGGAGGCUCUGUAAUGGCGUCACUUCCAACAUUUCAAGAAAUGGUCGUUACAGUUGACGAAUACGCCGAGGCUGGUGCCCGCGUUGUUCAUUCGAAAUGCUUUUGAAUGUUUAAGUAUUCCUCGUUGCUGUUUGUGCUGUCUAUAUUUAUUCAAAGCUCGCUUCUGUUCUUCAUUUGUUUUAACGUUUUCUUUUGCGAGUCGCUUGGAUUCUUAUUUACGAUGAUGGCAUCCCUCCCAACUUUCUUAUUCAACCUUCAUGUUUAUGUCAUGUUUAUUUUAAUUUCCGUUGAUCUUUCCCCUUUUAAUACGUAGCUCAACUUACAACUCAGGCUAUCAGCGGGCUUGUACGCAGUAGAAAGUAUUUCUAAUUAAAACCUAGGGUCGUUCAAAGUCAAGUCGACUUAAUCUGAAUCACGUAGUUUCCCAAUGUACGCCGAAUGUGAAGUUAACACUGACAGAUAAACUCUCUUGUAUUAGUGUAGUUAUUAAAUAUUUUUAUCAAACAAA
This is a messenger RNA of Xenia sp. Carnegie-2017, 2304 nucleotides long. Its product is annotated as actin-3-like. The coding region runs from base 1 to 1902 and encodes 633 amino acids. Lineage: Eukaryota; Metazoa; Cnidaria; Anthozoa; Malacalcyonacea; Xeniidae. The transcript has 7 exons. The record is from RefSeq and is a predicted model, not a curated record.